This is a messenger RNA of Vicugna pacos (alpaca), 4341 nucleotides long. RefSeq names its product leiomodin 3 (gene LMOD3). Gene Ontology annotation, biological process: muscle contraction; pointed-end actin filament capping; myofibril assembly. Gene Ontology annotation, cellular component: cytoskeleton; striated muscle thin filament; myofibril. Gene Ontology annotation, molecular function: tropomyosin binding. NCBI's taxonomy places the organism in Eukaryota, Metazoa, Chordata, Mammalia, Artiodactyla, Camelidae. The record is from RefSeq and is a predicted model, not a curated record.
CCUCUGCUCGGCUGUAUGCGGGUUUAUUUGCUUCCAGAGUCUCAUGGUAGUGAAGAGGCAAGCCCUGAGAGCUUGAUUUCCACCUUCACAUGAAUUUUCCCCUUCGAUAGAACUCAAGUCGCUGUUUGGAUUUACCUUCUGAAAUAUCCAAGACAAAAAUAUAGAAAAACAAUCAUGUCAGAACAUAGCAGGAAUUCAGAUCAAGAAGAACUCUUUGACGGGGAGAUUGAUGAAGAUGAAAUCUUGGCCAACUUGUCCCCAGAAGAGCUCAAAGAACUACAAUCAGAAAUGGAAGUCAUGGCCCCUGACCCCAGGCUUCCCGUGGGAAUGAUUCAGAAGGAUCAGACUGACAAGCCACCAACAGGAAACUUUGACCAUAAAUCUCUUGUUGAUUAUAUGUAUUGGCAAAAGGCGUCCAGACGCAUGCUGGAAGACGAACGUGUUCCUGUCACCUUUGUGCCAUCCGAGGAAAAUACUGAAGAGGUACGUGAAAAAAUAGACAAAGGCAAUAAAAAUGUGUCCCAGUAUUUAAAAGAAAAGCUUAAUAAUGAAAUUGCUGCACUUAGAAGAAAAUCAAAGGACAGCAAUGAUGCUGAAGAAACAAAUGAUGAUGAUGAUGAAGAUGAUGGAGAUGAAGAAGAUGAGGGAGAAGACAACAGCACAGAGAGUGACGAGAAAACCAAAAGAGAAGAGGAAGGCGAAGUGAAGGAGCAAAUCACAAAUGGCGAGAACAGCUGCCAACAGGUGACUAAUAAAGCGUUUGAAGAACAGAAAGACAGACCCGAACCCCAAGAAAAAACUGAGAAAAAGAUAUCAAAAUUAGAUCCCAAGAAAUUAGCUCUAGAUACCAGUUUUUUGAAGGUAAGUGCAAGGCCUUCAGGAAACCAAACGGACCUGGAUGGGAGCUUGAGGCGAGUGAGACAAAAUGACCCUGACAUGAAGGAACUCAACCUGAACAACAUUGAAAACAUCCCCAGGGAAAUGUUACUGGACUUUGUCAACGCGAUGAAGAAAAACAAACACAUCAAAACCUUCAGCUUAGCGAACGUGGGUGCGGAUGAGAGCGUAGCAUUCGCCUUGGCCAACAUGUUGCGUGAAAAUAGGAGCAUUACCACUCUCAACAUUGAGUCCAAUUUCAUCACAGGCAAGGGCAUCGUGGCCAUCAUGCGGUGUCUCCAGUUCAAUGAGACACUAACCGAACUUCGGUUUCACAAUCAAAGGCACAUGUUGGGCCACCAUGCUGAAAUGGAAAUAUCCAGGCUCUUGAAGGCAAAUAACACUCUCUUGAAGAUGGGCUACCAUUUUGAGCUUCCAGGUCCCAGAAUGGUGGUAACCAAUCUGCUCACCAGGAAUCAGGAUAAACAAAGGCAGAAAAGACAAGAAGAGCAAAAACAGCAGCAACUCAAAGAGCAGAGGAGGUUAAUAGCCAUGUUGGAGAAAGGGCUGGGGCUGCCACCUGGGAUGUGGGAGAGGCUGGGAGGACCAAUGCCCGACUCUCGGAUGCAGGAGUUCCUCCAGCCUCCUCCUCCUCCUCCUCCUCGACCUCCCAACCCCCAAGCGGUCCCCUUCAGUCGGCGAAAUGAAGUGGCGAAAAAGCCAUCGCAGGCUCCGCAGUACAGGACGGACCCCGACUCCUUCCGAAUGGUGAAGCUGAAGAGGAUCCAGCGCAAAUCCCGGAUGCCAGAAGCCAGAGAACCACCCGAGAAAACCAACCUCAAAGACGUGAUCAAAACGCUCAAACCGGUGCCGAGAAACAGGCCACCCCCGUUGGUGGAAAUCACCCCCAGAGAUCAGCUCUUGAACGACAUUCGUCACAGCAACGUCGCCUACCUGAAACCUGUGCCACUGCCAAAAGAACUGGCAUGAGAGGCAACAGAAUAAUCUCGAAGAACAAGGAAGUGAUUUAAUUAAAUGACUCUCGGACUAGAGCCUGGAGACUAUCUGAGCAGCAUACUUCUGGAUCCAGGUGGUGGAACUGGGAACAAUGCUAACAUCUGACAGGAGUAUUUUGUAAAAGGCAGAGUGCUUGGCCCCUGACAAAAUAGGGGCUGAAAAUGCAGGGGGAAGGAGAAAAACAUACCAGUCUUCAGGGCAACAUUUUCUACUUCCCAUCAGUUUGAGUGACUUAGGUGAACUUGAGGGUCUUCCAGUAGAAGGUAAAAAAAUAAUUUUUUUUUCUUCAUCAACAUUGGCUUUACUAUUACUUUCUUCUGAUAAAUAACAAUAAAUACUAUAGAAGUGUUAACUAUUGUAUUCCCAUGUUUUCUCCUUCCAUCUACUCUGCUGUAAUUGAUCACACAGGAUCUUAAAGGGAGCAAAACAUGUGUCACUGUGUAAAUGUGAAGGGUGAUUUGAACUCCAGGCCCUUCGGAUGCUUUGAAAUGGAAAAAUGGUUCAUUAACUCUUCUCUGGAGAAUCAGUUGCAAUUUCCAGUUUCCAGCCAGGCCGAGCUUUCUGUUUUGGCCAUUCCCCUGCUGUGUCGGGAAAUACAUUUCUGAUAGCGGUAACUGUGAAGAGCAGGACACUUAAGUCACAGGAUGUGGCGAAAACAGUGUUUCCAGAAAAAGCAAGGGGGAAAACAAACCCUGCAGAUACAUGAAAGCAUCCCUGUUUCCAUACAUACAGAGACAAUGGGUGAUAGCAUGCUAGUUUUGUUGAAAAAAAAAACCAACCAAAAUUUAUGAGUAAUGUAUUUAUUGAGAAGCUUUUGCUUUUAGCUGAGUACAUCUAUUUUUUAAAAGUUUAAUCUGUAAUGAUCGUGAUCUUAUUCUUCUCAAAAAAUCUUCUAAAGGAAACUUGCUAUAGGAUUAAAUCUAAGUUCCUUAUCCUAUCAUUGAAGGCCCUCCAUUGCCUGGUCUCCAUUUAGUAACUCAGUCUUAUUUGCCGUGAAUUCUCUGUACUAUUUUUAAUAAAACAUCCUCAUGCUUUUGCUCUCAUUAACUCUCCUAGAGAAUGCCCUGAGAGACUCCACCGAAGUCUUCCAGACAACUCCAGCCCCGGUGUCCUUUCUACCUUCCGAGUUCCCAGGGCCUUUAAUUACCCGAGCUAGUCACUGGGUGCAGAGAAUCUGAAAUUUUGUACAGAAGUGGCAUGAGCCCUAGAAGUCAGGAAAUCACACUUUGUUGCCUUUUCCUUCUUCCAUACCUGAGCAAAUAAUUGGCACCUACCUGCCUUCCUUCUUUUAUAUAAUCAAAGGUGGUACAUCACAGGCAAAGCAGGCUAGGAGAGAAUGGAUUUAAUGGGGACAAACUUAAUAACGUUAUUUGGAAGGGCAGGCCAUGGGGAAGAAGUAUGGUGCUUCUAUUUUUUAAAGAUAAUUCAGUGGGUACAAAAGUAUCCAAAUUUAAAUAGUUAAUAGUCUUCAAUCAAGUAAGUAAUUUUAGAUAGCCAGAGACUGAGUUUGGUGUUCCCCUACGUGACUACUUCUAUAAAACAUCCUUGGAUACAAAGCCAGUUUUAAAAGGGCUGCGAUAAAUAAAAUGUCUUAAGUAUCUGUCAUAUUCUACAUUUCUGAGCCUGAAUUCUGAUGGGACAAAGGACUCGAAACGUGUUUAAAAGCUUACUGUAUAUUAGUACUUGAAGUUCUAGAAAACCCUAUGCAUUUGCUUACUCAGCAAAGUACUGAUAGAUAAGUCAGGAAUUUCAAAAAGCAUUAAUAGUCCUCAAAGAAGACUUUAAUCUUAGAUGUGCAAAAGAAAAGAUGAUUCAGGUUCAUAUUUACCACCUCAAAACACAGGUUUUGUCAAGUGACAAGUGAAGUCACUCACAUUAUGCUUUUCUAUUCAUCCACUCCCAGCCUAAAAAUCUUAGUUGAAAAUUUUACCUUGUUUUUAAAAUGAAAUCAUUUAUAGCAUUUCCAUGCUAGAUUUUCUAUUAUAAUCCUUCCAGAAUUGACCCUGAGCCAUUAGUAAUUAUAAUGAGUAUAUAUUUUUAAUGUGCCUUGUCACUUUCUCCAAUUUAUUGCGGUUAGUCUGCAGAAUUCACCACGUAGAAAAUGAGUCUAAAAUAUGUAUAAACCCUUGUCAGGUUUAAAAAAAGGAUCCCAUUAGAAUUCAAUUUUAUUCUGGCUGGAAAUUAAUAAAGUAAGAACGUUUUAUCAAACAGUAUUUGAAACACAAGCCGAGUGUUUCGGGCUGCACAGAACAUCCUUAUUGUUUAUAAGGUUGUCACUGAGUUUCUCAGACAUUUAAUAGAGACGUACAGUAAAUAAAGUCUCACCCCUCAAAAAAAACUUUGAUAAAUUUUAUUCUUCAUAUGUGGGGAAGGGUACAUGUUCUAGACCAUGUGAUGUCACUGUGCUAGAGAUGAACGCUGCAGGUUGGCUGAGAAAUGAAAAUGCAA